GGGUUAGGGUUUUUCUUCAUUUUCUUCUCUAUUCUCAGUUCUCACUCACUUUCUAUGGGAUUUUAGGGUUAAAAUGUUGAUAUCUUCUUCAAUUUUUUAUUUUUUAUUUCUAACAUGGCUACCUGAGUCACAAAGACCCACAGAGGCGUACGCCUUUCUGGAGUUUUGCUUUUUCUUCAACGCCUCUAGGCGUUUUUGCCACGCCUCGCCGUGAGGCGCGCUCCAAGGCACGCCUGAAAAACGCCAUUGAAAUCCUUGCAAUGGCUGAAGAAUUUUGUAUCCACUGGAUUGCAUUAUUCUUUCUUAGUUCUUAUAAUUUCCCAUUUAAGUAGGAGUUUUGUGACUUAAAAAACUCUUGAAGUAGUUUUAUUACAUGAAUAUGAUUAUUAUCUUUGAGAGGUUCAAUGAAAUUUCUUUCAUUUAUUAGCUAUGCAAAUUCCUGAAUUCAUUCAAAACCAAAGGUAACGAGAACCAUUUCGUAUAAAUACAUAUGACACUAAGUAAUAGCAGGUGGUAGAAAUUUUCUUUAUGCUUUAAAAAUCUAAUUGAAUAUAUAAUUUGAACAUUUCUUUAAUUCUGCUGUUCAUACUUUUAUCCUCUAAAAGAUAAUGAGAACCAGUGACCCCUUGGCUGAGAAAUUCAGUUCUUUUUUUCCUCCCUUUUUUUUCUUGUUCUGUAGAUAGUCCUGAUAUUAUAGGAAUAGGAAUCGCUAGAAAAGUAAAAUCAAUCACUCUCAACCGUUCUGAACUCUUUAUGGGCUGUUUUCUGUUGCUAAAUUUGCAGAAUGUCUAAUCUUAUGAUUAAUUUUCUUUCUUGCCAUUUUCAGCUUAGCUCCAUUAACAGCCUUUGUGCUAUAUAUCAUCUUUAAUUUCUGGUCAGCUCUCAGCUUUCACUAAACAACACCAAAGGGAGUGUAACCCAAGUAUACAGGGGAUAUUCAAAGUUAUGCACAGAACAAAGUGGAAGAGAGAAAAUAAUAAAAAUAAAAAUAGAAAUAAAAAAAACACAAAAAUGAGGACCAAGACAAAGGAGUCACAGUUUACUCACCUCAAUCCAAAUAAACCCCAAACUAUCAAGAGAGUCAGGGAGGAGCUUCUAAUAUUCAGUGCGGAUGUAACCUAGAUGUUAAAUGCCUUAUUUGCAAAUGUUAAGGCACCCAAAAGGGGCUUAUUAACUAGCCUGCAAUAUAUCUUUUCCAACCAUUUUGAAACUUCAACAAGUUUCUUCCAUCAAAUCAACAACAUGAGAUGCUCGUCCAACAACAUGAGACCAUUUAAAACAUCAAUGUUCUCAUCACAGCAAUGUUUCAGGAAUAAUAUUACAUUCUAGGAACAUAUUUUUAAUAGUUUAUCUUCUCAAUUCACCUUGUCAGUCCAUUGGAAGAAGCAUUUUGGAGAAGUGCCUGGAAAACCCUUUUUCCACCUGACAAAUACAUUGACUACCUUCCUUACUGCUCAUACAAAUGAUUUUUUUGGGGGUCUGUUAUGAAAAUCCUGAAAUUGUAACUGGUAGAUUAUACCACAAAUUCAAUUGAAUUUGGACUGUCCAUGACAGGUGGGACCCAUGAUUCGAGUUUACAACCUACAUGGAGGGCCUCUGAUAGUGAAGGGAAAUUAGGCAUGCAAGCAGGAGUGCUGCUGUGGAGACACAGUUUCUUUCGAGCAAUACGUCGAACAGUUGUGUUCUCUUCACCUGUUAAUCAAAUUGCUUAUUCUUUCAACUCUUUUGGCACAGAAACAGCUGCUCUUUCUUUUGAAGAAAGUUCAAAGCCAAAUCAAGAGGAAGAAUCCAAGUCCUUAUCUUGGAAGAUUGAGAAACUUCCAAGAGGAGAACCAGUUGGGCUUGCCUUCCAAAGCUGGAUGGGUGAGGGUUGCCCCAUUCACAGAGGCCACAUCUUUCAUGCCAUUAAUCGUCUGAGGAAGCUAAAAUUCAACAAACGUGCCCUUGAGGUAAUGGAAUGGGUGGUCAGGGAGAGGCCCUACAGGCCAAAAGAACUAGACUAUUCGUAUCUAUUGGAAUUUACAACCAAGCUUCAUGGGAUUUCACAAGGUGAGAAGCUUUUCUCCCGUGUACCUCAUGAAUUCCAGAAUGAGUUGCUGUACAACAAUCUUGUAAUUGCAUGCUUGGAUAAAGGAGUGAUAAGGCUUUCGCUUGCUUACAUGAAGAAAAUGAGGGAGUUGGGUCAUCCCAUUUCAUACUUGGUCUUCAACCGUCUUAUUAUCCUCCAUUUCCCUCGUCGAAGGAAAAUCAUCCCAAGGAUCCUCACCCAAAUGAAAGCUGAUAAGGUUGCCCGGCAUGUCUCUACUUAUAACAUUCUCAUGAAAAUAGAAGCUAAUGAACACAAUAUUGAAGGGCUGGUCAAAGUGUUUGGUGAAAUGAAGCAACAACAAGUUGAGCCAAAUGAGGUAUCUUACUGCUUAUUAGCUACUGCACAUGCUGUUGCAAAGUUGUACACUGUGGCUGAGGCAUAUGUUGAAGCAGUGGAGAAGUCCAUAACUGGAAAUAACUGGUCAACACUAGAUGUUCUAAUUAUACUGUAUGGGUAUUUGGGGAAGCCUACUGAUUUAGAGCGUACUUGGGGCAUUGUGCAAGAACUUCCCCAUGUUAGAUCUAAGAGUUAUAUGCUGGCAAUUGAAGCAUUUGGAAGAAUUGGACAACUAAAUCGAGCUGAAGAGCUUUGGUUAGAAAUAAAGUCAAAAAAAGAGUUGAAAUCAACAGAGCAAUUCAAUUCAAUGAUAUCUGUCUAUUCCAAACAUGGGUUUAUUGAUAAAGCUUCUGGGCUGUUUAGGGAAAUGGAGAUGAAUGGAUGCAAAGCAAAUGCCAUAACUUAUCGAAAUCUGGCUUUGGGUUGCUUGAAAGCAGGGUUAUUGGAGGAGGCCUUGAAGACUCUAGAGUUGGGCAAGGGUUUGACAACUAGCACAAGGACCAGGAAAUCAAUCCCGUGGUUAGAGACUACCCUUUCCAUUGUUGAGAUUUUUUCUGAGAAUGGUGAUGUUGAGAAUGCUGAGAAGUUGUUUGAAGAAUUGAAGACAGCAAACUAUACCAGGUACACUUUUGUUUAUAACACCUUGAUUAAGGCUUAUGUGAAGGCCAAGGUCUAUGAUCCUAAUCUUUUGAGAAGGAUGAUUCUGGGAGGUGCUAGGCCAGAUGCGGAGACCUAUAGCCUGAUGAAACUUGCUGAGCAGUUUCAGACUUGAUUCAAAUCAAUUAUACUGGAUUAGUAAGCAAAUAUUAAUUUCAAGGCAAAAUGUUGGUGUAAAGAUAAGAAAUUGGAAGAGAGGGAUGAAUUUUGGAGGAGCAUCCUGCAGAUUUGCAGAUUAAGAGAAAUGUGGCAACUUCAGGCACACUGAAAUAGUUCUUUUCACAUGCCUCUAGAGCUCAGAUUAUAUGGAGAUGCUUACAGCAUGUAGCGUCACUUUUUCUUCUGUAUUCUGUUCCACCACCAAGAAAAGUAUUAAUUGAUUACAAAGGCAGCACAAAAAUUCUAACUGGUUAUAGAAAUUUUUUUAAUAGCAUUGUUUCGGCUGUUUUUGAAUAACAUAAAAUCAUUUAUUCAUGUACCCUAACUGGUUGGUCGAAAUUGUAAUUAUCUGUAGAGCAGGCCCCAUUAUCUUUCACUACUUGUUGAAUAAAAAUGAAAAUGAAAAUUGCCUUUCCAUGAA
This is a messenger RNA of Vitis riparia (riverbank grape), 3662 nucleotides long. Its product is annotated as pentatricopeptide repeat-containing protein At1g07590, mitochondrial-like. The record is from RefSeq and is a predicted model, not a curated record. Gene Ontology annotation, molecular function: protein binding. Gene Ontology annotation, cellular component: mitochondrion. NCBI's taxonomy places the organism in Eukaryota, Viridiplantae, Streptophyta, Magnoliopsida, Vitales, Vitaceae.